Molecule: messenger RNA, 1152 nt
Organism: Saprolegnia parasitica CBS 223.65
Lineage: Eukaryota; Oomycota; Saprolegniomycetes; Saprolegniales; Saprolegniaceae
Exons: 9
Coding region: 1-1080 (359 amino acids)
Molecular function (GO): calcium ion binding
Source: RefSeq, a predicted model, not a curated record
AUGGGCAGCCGCGCGCUGCGCCGCCUGGCGCCGGCCAUGGCCUCGCGGACACUGUCUUCUACGACGCUCGAAGCCGCCCCCGCAGCGGCGCCCGUCGAGACGCCGGCCAAGUUCAUCAAGGAGAUGACGCCGUGGGAAAAGUUCACGACGACGAUCAUUGACGACCAGAUGGACAUCAAGGCGAUUCAGAACGCCCAGCGGGCCGUCGAGACGCUCGAAGCCGCAUGCCCGAUUGACCAAGACGACGCCUUCAUGACCUGGCUCCGGGAUACGUUUGCUGACAAGGAUGCGACGCUCGACAAGGUCGCGUUCGAAGCCCGCAUUGACGCCGUCAUUGCAAAGUUGCAGUCGCUCCAAGACGACGCCUGCGCCGGCGAGCCCACGCUCUUUGACCACAACCGGCCGUCGGACGAAAAGCUGGCGUCGUCCGUGCGUAGUAUGCACUACCUGUACGCCAAGGUCAAGUGCCAGGACAUCAAGCGGUACUUUGCGCAGCUCGACAAGGACAACGACGGCGUUGUUGCGAGUGCGGACGUGCAUACGCUUCUCGAACUCUACGCGCUUGGCUCGCCGGCGCAGUGGCUCGAACGUCAUUUUGCGGUCCUCGACAGCAACCGCGAUGGCGCUCUCUCGGAGGCCGAGAUGCAGCAGUUGUACCUCAACAUCUGCGGCGUCCACAAGAGCUUCCUCAACGACCUCUUUGAACACCACACGAUGCACAUGACCAAGGCGCACACCAAGCAGCGUCAGAAGGCGCUCUCGGAAUUCGAGUGGACGUUCAAGCUUACGGAGAAGCUCCGGUGCAUGUACCACUUUGCCGGAAUCCCCAAGGAGGUCCAGAUCGCGCAGCCGCCGCCCGUGAUUCCGCCGCGCGAGUCCAUCGACUGGGCGCUUCUCCAAGAGUCCCAGGCGGCCGAGCUCCCCGAGUUUGACCGCAUGCUCUCGCACUACAUGGCGGCCAUCCACGACGCUCGGCGCGAAUUUUACGUGCAGAAGGACGCGACGCGCGUCACGCGGAUCCAAAGCGGCGCCUUCCUCGUCUUUGUCACGGUCACCGACGUCCUCAUCUCGCUCAUGUAAGACGAGAAGAAAUGGAGAAUAAUAGACGACGACACUAUUGUGCACAUCUUUAAAAAAGACAACUUGUCCGAC